Rhizophagus irregularis DAOM 181602=DAOM 197198 is the source of this 285-nucleotide messenger RNA. Lineage: Eukaryota; Fungi; Glomeromycota; Glomeromycetes; Glomerales; Glomeraceae. The record is from RefSeq and is a predicted model, not a curated record.
AUGGAAAUUGCAUUAAAUUGUAUAUUCCUAGGAAAUUGUUAUGCUUUUUCAGUUAAAGUUUGUUAUAUCAACGUUAUUGGUGAUAAAGCUCAUGUCAAUUCUCAGUUAAUGACUCAAGUUAACAUUGCUCUCAGUGAUAUAGAGGAGCUUAAAGAACUGAAGGAUUACAAGGAUCAUGGUAAAAUCCACAUAAUUGUACAUGUUCCCGCCGCCACUGCCGCAGUUCCUUUCCAGCAAGGAGUUCCACAAGGUGCGGUUGAUUGGAAUAAUGUUGAUUCAGUUUAA